Messenger RNA from Paramuricea clavata, 17140 nucleotides. The record is from the annotation of a GenBank genome assembly. Lineage: Eukaryota; Metazoa; Cnidaria; Anthozoa; Malacalcyonacea; Plexauridae.
CACGAACAAACAAUUACUGAAUUUAUACAAGGAAUCGAAAGUUUCGAGAAAUAAGUUUGCUUUCACCUUUUGGUCCUUUUCUAAGCUUACAUGUAUCUGACUUUAUUUUAAAACAACGUCUGUGGUAUUGUUGCGAUGAAUCGAAUUGCAUGUUGUUUAUAAUUCGUGACCUUCGUUCAGCAAGGCAUGCAAAAACAGCAAAAUAUAUGGCUGAAAAAACAUUUGAGCAACAGACAAAUAUUUCCAAGAAAUGCAAGAUUGCAGAAAAGGACAAGGCGGACAAGGGAGUCUCAGGGUAAAUACGCCAUUACAAUUGUGUAUGACAGUGGUUUUCAUUAGAAGUACUAUACAAUAUAAAGCAUGUUGAGAGGGGUAGGGCUUGUCAAUUAUAAUUCAAGAAAUGUUAGCUAUAGCCUAGGGUGGAAUUUUGUUUUUUGGGUUUGCCACUGGCAGCAAAGAUGUUUGGUGGAACCUACAAACUAUCCACCCUCGGCUAGAUGUUCAUGACUGUUGUAAUAUAAAUUAAGGAAAUUAUCAUUCAUAUUCAAUAAAUAUAUCGUGUUAAAUAUGCAAUAAAAACAGUGGCCACCAGGGCCGUAGCUAGACACAAUAAUUGGGGGGGGGGGGAGGUUGUAUAUUCAUAUGCUCGUGUUCACAUACCAUAAGCACAAUGGCCUUCAAAAGAAAUCCGUCGGGCAGAACACAAAUAGAUGAAUAUGCACCCACUCGGCCCUGGUGGCCACAGUCAGUUUUAGAUAUUGUUUCAUGUACACAUGCCAACAGACGUAUCACAAUAGUCAUUAAGCAUAAUGAUAAUUACGGUAUAUCGUCACUCAUUGAUACAAUAGUCAUGAGUGAACAUAUCACAAUUAUAUUAAAAUAUCACCCAACCCUACCUAGAAUUGGUAGCUAAUUAGCUUAAAAGAAUUUGUAACUAUUACCAAAUUUGAACCUCACAUGCAUGAUCUGGUCUGAACAAACAUGUUAUGUUUUUGCCUCAAAAUACUUGGCAAUAUAAUUCAAUUGUCCUAUACCUAUUUCUCCAAUCUGACAUGUUUUCAUUGCAGCUGCAAAUUCCAGUCAAAUCUAUAGGAAAAACAGAAUUCUCAAAACACAGUAAAAUCAUCCCCCGAAUGUCCAAACAACAAGAAUAUAUAUUGUGGUAUGGACUGAAUUAGCAAUUUCAAUUCUGGGGUCCAUUUCUGUGAUUGAAAUAUGAAGUUAAGAUGAAAAAUCUGGAGCUAAAGAAAAAAUAUUGAGACCUAGCUGUAACCACAAAUUAAAUAAAGAAAUUCCUGAUAAACAAUAUAGAUUACACAAAGACAGGAAUGGAUGACUAUGUAUUGUUUGAAUGUUCACACCCCCACAUUUCCAACCAUAUUAACAUUAAGCAGCCCAUAGCCACCUGAUGACUCUUUUUGGAUCAAAAUUAACAGGCUGUAUAUAGCUUCUUUUUGGAUUAAAACGUAUUUGAAUUGCCAAUAUUUAAUGUUCUCAUGAAAUGUGAAAUGACAGAUUUUGUGUUGUGAAAUUAAUAUUAUUUGCAUAGCUGUGAGUUGUGAUUGCAUGCCAGUAAUUUUUGUCCGGGAAAUGAGAAUUUACUUGAGGUCUGUAGAACAAUUAAAGACUGGACAGUAGUGAGAAGUGCUAAUGUGAAGAAGAGCAAAUGAGCAAUGCUUUGGAUGUACUACAUGUGAUACAUGCAGGGACGUCGCAAAGGGGGGGGGGGGGUUGUCAUGUUUUGACGAACAUUUCCUAGGAUUUUGACCAACAUUUCCUAGGAUUUUGACCAAGUUGAAAAAAUUUUUCCCGACUAACAUAAGCAAAUUCGAAAAUUUUUCGACCAAUGUAAGCAAUGCUUCCAAUUUUUUCACCGCAAACAUAACAAAAGCUUUAAAAUUGUUAAAAUUAUGAAGCAUUUCAUAACUUUCGGCAACUUCGACCAUCCUUUAUCCCAAACUUUGACCAAAUUUACCCAGUUUUACCUUCAAUUUUAGGCAAAUAUCAGUUCCAUUUUGACCAACUUUGGGCAAAUAUCACUUCCAUUUUGACCAACUUUGACCAACGUUUGAAUUAUUGGGGGUGUUACACCUCCCCUCCCCACACACACACACCCCUAUAGCGACGUCCCUGGAUACAUGAAUGUAUUUUCUUGAUUUUACUAGACAUAUCUGUCAUUAAUGAUAUCAUUCUGUUGAUUUUAAAAAGCUGUCUUAAAUCAUUGUUGAGCUUUAUGUUCAAAUUAGUUAUGAGAAUGUAAAUAUAGGCUAACAGGUUAAUAAAUUAGGCAUAAAAUACUCAAGACAGAAAGUUGUUUUUUUUAAUUUUUGUAAACGGUUAAUUUUUUACAUGUGAAACGUGAAAAGGCUGUUUUUCUUCAUGUGUAACACGAUCUAAACCCCCUACCCCUAUAUACUACACUCUCAUUUGGGGGUACGAAAAACUGUACUAUGCUAAGUUGCUAACUACACUUCUCUAAAAAGACUGAAAGUAAACCAUGUUUAAUGAUGGUAGUUAGGGUUUACUUCGGUAAUUGGCAAAAAUAUUACAGUGCCACUAGCUGAUUGAUGCCAGAGAAAUUGUAAAUCCAAAUUUCCGAAAAGGUGCAGGAAGCACUGAGACAAGAUGGCAAUCAAAGCCACAAAGAUAGCAAUUUUCAACGUGGUUCAUACUUUUCUUGAUCGUAAAUAACAUUCAUUUUAUGUGUUCUUUUAUUUUGCGUUCCUUUAUUUUGUAAUCACUUAGCCUGCGAGCAGGCUCUACAUUACUGUACUUGGCUUUUCCCGUUCCUUUUGAAAAAUGUAAUUAAUACUAUCACCCUUUCGAUAAUUACGUCACACAUACUUUUUGGUCUUGGAGCCUCGCUCUCAUUAGUAAAUUACGCAAUGUGAUUGGCUCACGAUUCAUGAGAGCUAGGCUCCUAGACCAAAUGACGUUGGUCGAUCGAAACGAUGUAUUACAGGUCAAAAUUACAACAAAUGUAACAAGUAGCCUGUAACGCGUUACAAGUGUAACGAGUAUGCUUAAGCCAUGCGUUUAAAUGGACUUUGCCAGGCUAAAUAUUUAUAGAAGUCAUCACACAGUGGCUACACUAUGUCUUAUAUAUACUGUAGUAGUGUAGUUUGAAUAAGAGUUUAUAAAAUAAACAACUCCCAAUCCUCACCACAAAAUGUCUAAAAGAUUAUUUAGAAAUCGAGAAAAAAGUUUGAAAAAUUUAUGCGAGAGGGAAUCGAAGCCGAAAGCUGGAGCUAAUUAGGCGCAUACAAUAACUUCUAUGCUACAAGCGAUUCACUGAAAUACGUGCGUUGCGAUUCAGUUAUGUAGGCAGAUUUGAAAACUGUUUAGUAAAACCUUAAUCUGCCAUGGAUGAAAGCAUUGGAGAGAAAGUUAAAAUAAAAAAAAAUUAAAUGUAACAGAGUUCGUAAUAAGAACAGGAGAUGUGGCGAAAGUGUUGAAAAGAAGAAAUAACUGGUAGAGGUAUACAGUAGACAACCCAGAAUGGACCUUUCCCCUUAUAACUAAAAUUUCGAUCUAGACAAAAAUUUCAUCACAGCUUGAAAGAGCAUCACAAAAUUAGUAAUAUUCCAGAGUUUUGUUGCAAAAUCUUGUAAAAUGCGGAUAAUAUAGCCUUGCGAAGUUUGCCGUUUUUCAGUCAUUUUGUAUUACAAACGGGAACUUGACAUCCGAUUCGGGUGUUGGGGCUGCAAUUUCCCGUUUGUAAUGCAAAAUGACUGAAAAUUGCAAACUUCACAAGGCUCUAUUUUCCUCAUUUUACAACAUUUCGCAACGAAACUUUGGAAUAUUACUAAUUUUGUGAUGCUCUUUCAAGCUGUGAUGAAAUAUUUGUCUAGACUUGCCUAGAUCAAAAUUUUGGUUAUAAGGGGAAAGGUCUAGCUAUUAUCCGUGAAAGAAAUGUAACGCAAUGUGGGACAAACGAAACGUCGGCACAAUGUACCAAUGUAGUACACGCUUGGUAGAUCAGUUAUGCCAUAAAACUGCAGAUGUCGUUAUUGUCAUUAUCCGCACAAUCACAUGUUUAAGAUGUCGUCAAUUUUCUUUUCGAUUUCCUUGGGCUACGGCCACUAGCUCCAUAUUUUCGUACUGAACUAAAUGAUCAAGUUGUCCUGCUAGCAGACAAACAGAAAAGACAAACUAUACAAACCAAGCAGAGGGGAAACAUGACAUAGUUAUGAACUUAUGGUAGAUGCUAAAUUAACGUAAUAUUUUUCUAAUGAAAUAAAUUAUCUAAUCUCUUUCAGAAAUGAAUUAUACAAAGAUCUAAAUCCAACCCAGUGGCCAAUAGUUUACAGUCCUAAUUACAACAUCAGCUUUUUUUAUUUACAAAAGCUUCACCCAUUUGAUUCAGAAAAAUGGGGCAGGACUGUUGGAUUGUUAUUAGGUAUAUGCAGCAUUUUAUUGAGUAAUAAGUAAUGAGAAACAUUUACUUGAGAGUAAUAGAUUCGUAAUUUGGGGCAGACGGAUAUACUGCAAUAUAAUUGCAUUUUACUGUUAUUACUUCUUAUUAUAAUAUUACACUCUGCCAGAUAAGCACAUCCAGUAUCAUGGCACUCCGGCGUCCUCGUCAUUUUAAAUUGUACUUAAUAUCAGUUCUAGUUUUGUCAUUCUUUGUGCUGUAAGUAAAGUUAUCUCUUGUAAAAUUGCUUUACCAGACAGUGGUGUUCUAAAGAAUGAAAAUUUCAUUGCACCAGUUGAAGCAAGUGAAAAACAUUUGCUGGAAGUUCACACACAAGAAUACUUGGAUAGCCUGAAGGUACUUGAUCAUAUUUAUAGUACCUUAUAUCAUAGGAACCGCGCGCAGACUGGGCACGACCCAUGCCCUCAACUUAUCGGAUAUAGAGAGUGACAAGGAGAUUCGCAGAUCAUUAACUAUCUCAUAGCCACCCGGAGUAGUACUCUACUUAGAGAAGCCAAAUUUUAAUUUUAUUUCCUCACAAAAUACAUGACGCUUUAUUUAUAGUAGGUUUAAGUAAACCAAACAAGGUUUUUGUCGAAAUUGCAUGAAAAAUAUUAAACUUCGACAUCUUGAGCAAAUCCCUACAGUCCAGACAACAGGCUUCGUUCAAAGUUAACCUAUUUUUUUUUCAGGUACCGCAGGUUCGAUUCCCGCCAAAUGGCCUAUAUAUAUAGUUGCAUUUUUUGCCCCUGCUCCUGGUUAGGUCUGAUAAAUGUAUAAAAUCCACACUCAAAAUUUCCAUCUACAAAACCCUGCAAUUAGUUAUAUCGAGUGUAGAUGUCCAAAAUCCUGAUAUCUAACUGAAGAUAAAUAAUAUUGAUAUCUAAUUGAAGCUAAAUCCUGAUAUUUAAUUUAUAUAUAAUUGAAGUUUAUAAUUGCAGGUCCCCACUGAAAAGCACUUGUUGAUAUCCAGGUGAUGUUGGUAUCCUGGUUAAAUAUUAUAAUAAUACUAAUAAUAAUAAUCUACCUUUUAAUUUCUAUAUAUAGUGGUCGUGGAAAGUUGCUGCAGUUACUGAAGUGCCACCAGUUGCACUCCUACCAAACUUCAUUGUCCAAAGAGUGUUGUUAAAGCCACUGAGAUUGCAAACGGGAGGAACUGUUUUGGUACGUAUAUUAAAUACAAUUGUAUUGUAAUUUUAUCAUACAAAAUUGUUUUAACAUUGUUUUUGUUCCUGUUUUAUGAACCAUUUGCAAGUUAUAGUUUUCUAUUGUAGGCUGGGAAACUGGCUGUUGACCGAGGAUGGGCAAUAAAUGUUGGUAUGCUUGCAGUUAUAUUGUAUAGAUUGAGGCUUCUGUAUAUGCAUAUGCAGACGUGUUGGACCAUAGUUAAUAGAAUAGAUGGUUUGGAAACUCAUUAGAAUAACAAUUUAACUCAUUAUCUAUGUUAGUCAACGUUUAUUCAUAAAUCUGGUCGUUCACCGUCACGUGCGUAUUGUAUUUUUGCCCAACUAACCAAUAGCAAUGUUUUAAGAAAGUUACCUAUCCGUGACUCGAACAAUAGGGUAAAUUGGAAAUUGCUAUUGGUGGAUUUGGCAAAAAUACAAUACACACGUGACGGUAGCCUGCGUGCAGGCCCAAGGGAAUUCCCUUGGGCCUGCACGCAGGCUAACGUGACGGUGAAGGACCAGAUUUAUGAAUAAACGUUGACUAACAUAGAUAAUGAGUUAAAUUGUUAUUCUAAUGAGUUUCCAAACCAUCUAUUCUAUUAACUAUGGUUAGACAGAAUUAUAUUUUAGAUAUUCUAUUUAUUAUUUGAAACACAUGAAAAUAAAAUCGAUAAUAUACUCACCGUAACAGUAUGGGAGUAAAAAAUUAGAAAACCAUAUUAAUCACGUUGCUUCAAAAAUAAGUAAGACAGUGGGCAUUAAUAUCUCCAAAUUAAGGCAUUUUGUACCUAGAAAUACUUUAAUAAACAUUUAUAAAUCUCUUAUUCUUCCUCAUAUUUCAUAUGGCAUAGCAGUAUGGGGUCAGGCUGCCAAAGUUCAUCUUAUGAUAAAAUUUUAAAGCUUCAAAAACGUGUUCUUCGGUUAAUCUACUUUGGGGAUUAUACAUCCCAUGCAAUUCCUUUCUUUUCUUCCAAUAUUCUACCUGUUGAGAUGUUAUACUUUAAAUCUGUCUCUAUUCUGAUGCAUGAUGUACAUAAUAACUUGGCACCACUACAUAUAUCAAAUCUCCUUACUUAUAGACCAAUUGCGAAACUUAGUGACCGCGCCUUAAACUACACGAAAACGAGGCUUAUUAUGCAAAAACAAAUCAUUCUGCUAUAUUUUUAUAUGGCGAAAAAUGAAUUUCAGUGUUUGAGACGCGUUUUUAUGGUAAUCUCUUCAUUUUUUUUCAAUAUUCCUGUUUUGACAAUGUAAAUCUUUAUUAAACUUGUUCAUAGAUUUAGUCUUACUUCAAAUUUCAUUGUUUUUCGCGGCGUGCGAGGCAAUGUUUUGCUGUUUUUCGCCGUCCGAUAAAAGAAGCAGAUUAUGCCAGAGAAAGAAUCAGGUAUUUUCCGUCUGUUUUAUUAAUACAUUUCAAAGACUAAGUUGUAACAUUGAUUAAUUUUGUUUCAGUUGUAAUAUAAUAGCAAGUUUUCGAUUUUAACUUUAAAAAUAUGAAAGAAAAUGUCGGGCAAAAUUUGUAGAAAUUUUAUGUUAUUAUCCUUUGACAAAAUCGUUUUUUCUCGCACGAAGUCUAAAAAAGUCUGGGUAGAAAGAGUUAUAUUUUAGUUUAAGUUAUACAGGCUAUUUUAUUUGCAUCUUGAUCAGAUUUUAAAGUCUAGAUUGAUCUUUUCCAUAUAUUUGUUCCAUCGCAUGCUAAAACAACAACGAAAUUCUCUCCAAAGCGGGUAAAAAUAUAGUGGGAAAUCGAUGUUUAGAUAAAUUUAACAAAUAUUUGUAUAACCUAGCACGAAAUAUUAAGAAAAGAUCAAAGAGAUUAAAGAAAAAAACACUUUAAAAACCCUAAAAUACACUUUUCGCUAUAUAAAAAUAUAGAAAUUGUUUUGUUUUUGCAUAAUAAGCCUCGUUUUCGUGCAGUAUGAAGGCGCGGCCACUAAGUUUCGCAAUUGGUCUAUACUCAUGACAUACAUGGCUAUAAUACCAGAUUUUCUUCAAACGUCAACUUCUAUGUGAAACAUUCAUGUUUAAAUAAACUGAAUAAUUCUUUUUCCAGAACUGGCCCAAAAAUAUGGAAUAGCAUUCCAUGUGACUUGCGUAAUUUUCCGAUGAAUAAAUUUAAGAAAACAUUACAUAAAGUAUUAGUUUCUAUAUUUACAAAUGAGGAGGAUUAUGUUGAUAUCGCAAUGUUAACAAACAGAUUGAAAAAUAUAACAAUUAGAUAAAUUCAGCUAAAUUCUUCUAAGAUAAAAUAUUAUUAUUGCAUAUAUUUUGAAACUUAUAUGUCAUUUUAUGUGUUAAACUUGUAUGUCAUUUUUAUAUUUUGAAACUUAUAUGUCAUCUCUAUAAUUAACUGGAAGUAUAGUCUUCCAGUUGUCUGCCUCGAAUAGCUUUCGCUACCUGCAGACAACUGUUAAAUUUUUGUAUAUUUUUUCUUUUGAUUAAAAUUACUGUUACUGUUACUGUUAAAGAACAAGAUGUGAGGUAAACAUGCUAAAAGAUAGUAAAAGUGAUUAUAUAAUAACUACAGUGAAACACGCAAUUUGAUUGGUCAAUAGCCGUGCAGGAUCAGGCUAUCCUGCACGAGGAAUUAAAUUCCUUAUCGGGAUUUUCGCGAGAUUCUCAAAAUGUCAUUGUUUCACUGUAGUUAUUUUAUAAAACAAUUACCAAAUGGUUUUCCAAGCAGGAUAGCGUGAUCCAUGCACUUGGGAUGUUGCUCGACUUUCGGAAAGCGUAAAAAUACACUCGCCUGCGGCUCGAGCAUUUUUACGCUUUCCGAAAGUCUCGCGACAUCCCUCGUGCAUGGAUCACGCAAUCCUGCACGGAAAACCAUUCGGUAUUCCUUUAAGAAUAAACUGGACGGUGGAAAGCACACACUCACCGUGGUAUUCUCUGAUAAUUUUUGUUUUUUGCAUAUGUCAGUUGAUGUAUACUGUAAGUACAUACAGAAUGGUUAACGCCUGUAUUCUAAAAGCUCACUCACACUCAAUGAGUGGAGGUUCAAUCUGAGCUUCUCUCAAGUGUCAAUGCUGUUUUUGAAUAGCUGGAGGGUGAGUCUAGACACAUAGCAAGGUACGACACUAACCCUCCAGUUAUUCAAAAACAGCAUUGAAACACAAGAGAAGCUCAGAUUGAACCUCCACUCACUGAGUGUGAGUGAGCUUUUAGAAUACGGGCGUAAGAGUUCGGUGGUUUAUAUUUCAUUAUAGGGGGCGGUUUUCAUCAUUGUCGUGGUGAUGAUGGAGGAGGAUUCUGUGCUUACGCUGACAUCACAUUAUCAAUUCAUGUAGGUUGAAUGUCGUCUGUUAACAUUCUUUUGUCUACAAUGUGACUAAUAUAAGUGGGCUAUUUUCUAACUAUACCCAUGAAACAACUGUCUUGUUCCCCAAAAGCGCUUGGUCGUAUAGAGACACGAAACCUUCAGUCUGAUUAACUUGCUCCUUUUGUUAUGUUCAUGUACUUGAACUUGAUUGUGCUUUCAUUUCAUGUUUAGUUUUUGUUCAAGAAUGUUCAAUCAAUUUCAAAAGCAAUGAUAAUAGACCUCGAUGCCCACCAGGCACGUAUGUUAUACUGUUUACAUAUAUAUUUGAAUGGCAUGGAAUUUGAGCCAGCCUGUGAGAUCAGCGGGCUCUUGCAGUUAUGAGAUGUUUCCAGGAUGAUGUCAACUUCAAACAUGCAGACGUUGCAUUGCCUGACGUUCUUAGUCCAGUGUAUCAUAGAGCUCACUGUUGCACCUUCAAAAUUGGCCAGAUAGUAAAUUUCUUUCUACUUUCGACAGGGCAAUGGUCACGAGCGUGAUUUUAUAGAUAAUCCUGAUGUGUAUAUCAUGGACGUUUACAACUCUGGAAUUUAUCCUCGUGAUGUCUAUGCAAAAAGUAUGAUUUAAGGAAUGUUACAAUGUAAAACUCAAUAGAAAUAUUAAUAAACAGUUAUUGGAUGAGGUUUUCGUGAUAUCCAGAAUUAUCGAGCCCGAGACGAGAUUGAUAGUACUUAUACCGAGACCUUGAUAAUUCCGGAUAUGAAAACCGAAUUCAAUAACUGUUUUAUUAUACAUUGCAUUUUCAUUAAUAACUCUUUCGACAAACAAUGAUUUGUCGCACAAAACAACGUUUGGUUCUCAAAAAAAGCAGUGUCAGUGAAAACGAUUUAAAAUAUCACAAUAACAGCAUAAAAAAAUAUUAGCCCAUUUGGCCAUUUACCUACUAAAGUGCCGAUAAAUAUGCCAAAAUAAAUGUGUGCAAAAAUGCUUUUGCACAAAAAACAUCCACAAAAACGCCGCCAUUUCAUGAUGGUUUUUUUUAAGGAUUUGCGAAGCAAAGUCCUUUGUCAUCGGGUUUGUAAGAUAGAUAGAUAGUAACACGUAUAACGUAGGAUAAUUGAAUUAACAUUGAGUUCCGAGUCGAGUAUUCGUGUACCGCCGGAAGCUAUUAUCCACCAUUUGUGUUUGUCGUACAUUUUGGGCGAUAUUUUUCCACGUUUCUUGCAUUAUAUAAUUGACAACAAAAUUGCAAAUACUUACGCACUCCUCCGGUGCCUAUUUUUCUUGUUUUUAUUCGUGUGUUUAAAACUGCCGCUUGCUAUAAAAUUACUUACCGCGGGCUCAAACUACACAUAACUCAGUUAAACUAUCUGCUAGCAGAUAACUGAGUGAUGUGUAGGUUGCGUGAUUUCCAUAUUUAGCUGUAAGCUACUGGAAGACACGUAGUGUCUUAUAGUCCACUUUAUUUUAUGUAGGAGCAAUUAAGAAAAAAGUUGAGUUACGACAUGGAACUGAUGAUGCGACGUACCUUGCUCUCGUUGAAAGGUAAAUGACGCAAUAUACAUUUAAACCUCUAUACAACGUAAUAUACAUUUUCUUCUAAUUAGAAGUGUCCCAUUAUGGGGGUAUUUGCUAGCCUGCUCAGCAGCCCCCACCCGAAAAUUUGAAACGGAUCGUUCUGGCUGCGAGCAAGCUAGGUAUUUGCUUACUACAACAAACUUCAAAGAGCAUGAUUAGCCAAAUCAACCCAGGGUUAGGGCUAAUUUAUUUAAAUAAAUAAAUAAAUAAAUUAGCCCUAACCCUGGGUUGAUUUGUCAUUUCUGGACGUAUUUUUCUAUAAAAACUCUAGAUAAUAAAACUGCUAUUGAUCCAGACAAGAUUUGUGGGACUAAAGAUUUCCACGUUUUGAAUAGGCACAGUUUUAGGUUAAACUAUAGGAUUUCGAACAACCGUCCGAAAAGCAGAAGUUAGUUUAGAACUUGUAUUGAAUAUAAUGACGAAGUUUACAAUUUUAUUAUAUUCCUUACAGCAAUAUCAAAGAAGCAUUGAGUGAAUUUCAUCCAGAUAUCAUUAUCUACAAUGCAGGUACUUUAUAUUGCUUUUAAGCAAUAUUAAAUUUAAGCAGUAUUAAAAUACUGUAUGCAUGUACUAUGUACUAUUUACAACAUGAGCGUCCGUGAUCGGAUGUACAAACUCGAGCCGAAGACGAGAGUUUGUACAUCCAAUACAACACGGACGCGAAUGGUGUUUAAAUUUGUUAAACGUGCAUGGUGUUUAAAUUUGUGUUCUUGUCUAGACCGACGUAUAUAAAUUUGAGGUCGUGUCACAGACACUAGUUAUAUAACUAGGGUACCUGCAAGGUAGGGAUUGCUGCGGGCAUUAAAAGCAAAUAGAACUACAGUAAACAGCACAGAUUAUAUCAAGCACAGUGAUUACUUGCAGCAACUAGUGAGCUGUGAAUGGGACUGAGAAGAAGCAACAUAGGCUACAUUGAAGUAGCAAAGACCAGGGGUUAAAGGGCAAUCAGAGGUGACAGAUAUUAAACAUGUGCGUCUCAUUAAGGUCAGAUUUCAUAUCAAGUCUGUUUACUGCUGGGCGCAUUUACCACAUUAUAUACACUAUAUACACAGAUUUAUCACGCUAAGAAACCAAAACUUUAUAAAAAUAUAGAACUGACAGUGGCCAAAGUCCAAAACAAAUGUAAGCGUAACAUUAGAGUGAUUAGACUUGAAAAAGCAUUAGAAAUUCGAUAAAAAUUGAAGAGUCCUCGAGCGAGUUUAAAAUUUGUGUUCUGCGCAUAGAAAGCGCGCACGACCACAAUUCCAUGCGCUAAAUAAAAUUUAGUUCAAAACCCCCUCUCUGCAUAUAUUAGGUUGCUGCUACGCUCGCUCGCUUCAGGCUCGCUCGCUCCGCAGCAAUUAGGUACUGGAUGAAUAUCGAAUAGAUUGCCUGUGGCUGAGAUACCGUAUACUAAAGCUUCGAAGUUCAGUGGAUGUUUUUCAUUCUCACUCAGUUCUCACGUCGCCAAUAGACCUUUCCCCUUUUGAGUGAAAUUUUGAUCUAGACAAGUCUGGACAAAAAUGUCAUCACAGCUUGAAAGAGCAUCACAAAAUUGGUAAUAUUCCGAAGUUUCGUUGCGAAAUGUUGUAAAAUGCGGAUAAUAUAGCUUUACGAAGUUUGCCGUUUUUCAGUCAUUUUGCAUUACAAACUGGAAAUUGAUAAUCAGAUGAUCAAACUGAUUACCAAUUUCCCAUUUGUAAUACAAAAUGACUGAAAAACGGCAAACUUCGUAAAGCCCUGAUUCCACGAGCGCUUUUUGUCAGCGAAAUAUUUCGCCUGUUUCUUUUGAAUUGUGAGCAAUCAAGUAGAAAUAAUUUAUUCGAGUGGUCGCAAUUCAAAAGAAACAGGCGAAAUAUUUCGCAUUUCGCCGACAAAAAGCGCUCGUGGAAUCAGGCCUUAAGGCUGUUUUCCACUAGGCGGAAUUUUCCGCGCGGAGCGGAAUUUCUCUUUGUCUUGUGAUUUCUCGGGUGGAACUAAUUAGAAAAGACAAAGACAAAUUGCGCUCCGCGCGGAAAAUUCCGCCUAGUGGAAAACGGCCUUUAAAGGCGGUUUUCCACUAGGCGAAAUUUUUCGACCGAAUCGAAAUUUCUCUUUGUUUCAUGAGCUCUCAAGCAGAACUAAUUGUAAAAAGACAAAGAGAAAUUUCGUUUCGGUCGAAAAUUAUCCGCAUUUUACAACAUUUCGCAACGAAACUUCGGAAUAUUACUAAUUUUGUGAUGCUCUUUCAAGCCGUGAUGAAAUUUUUGUCCAGGCUUGUCUAGAUCAAAAUUUCAUUCAUAAGGGGAAAGGUCUAUUGGACAUAUUACUGUAAAUAAGGAAAACAGCAGUGGAAUAAAAUGUGCUAAAAAUUGCUCUGCGAAUACUUUUUUACAUACCAUUAAAGGCGGUUUUCCACUAGGCGAAAUUUUUCGACCGAAUCGAAAUUUCUCUUUGUUUCAUGAGCUCUCGAGCAGAACUAAUUGUAAAAAGACAAAGAAAAAUUUCGUUUCGGUCGAAAAAUUCCGCCUCGUGGAAUCAGGCCUUAACAGACAUGGGCCAUGGCGCUUAAUUAAGCCUGUAUUAAAUAUUAUUCUCCAGGAACUGAUGUUCUUGAAGGUGACCCUCUUGGAAACUUGGCUGUUACUGAGCAGGUACUGAUCAUGUUAUCACUGUUUAACUGUAGACUUAUGAGUUCAUAAAUAGAAGUUCAGUGAUGGGACCAAAAAUAAUCAGUUAAUGAAUACGGGUGUACGGGGCCAAUGCGUUGUGGAGGUAAUUCAUACUAAGUUGGCCCGAACUUUACACAUGAUUAUUAAAGUGGAAGUCAAGUCCGUUCUGCGCAUCGGUUCUGCUCAUAACAAUGUGAGGACCUCUAAUGUGAACAUUGCCCAAAUUUCGAAUGUUUCGAAUUUUUCUGAACAUAAACUCUAUUUCAUAUUCAUUUAGAAGCAUAGCGAACCAAAAUGAUGUUAGAUAUUCAGACAGUACAUCAUAUUUUAAAAAAUACAGCAGUUCAAAAUGUAAACUACGGACUUGACUUCCACUUUAAAUAACCUGAACUUUAUACGCAAUUUUUUAAACUACACAACUUUUUCCUAAAACUGUCGCAUUUACGACAACGUUGGCGAGUUGUAUGCUUGAUUUACACCUAGUACAACUCGAGUUGUAAGCAAGUUGCAUGCGAAAGAUUUAGGCAAAAGUUGUGUAGUGUAAAUCGGUCUUUAAAGGGAGGGGCAAUAACGAGGAAGGCGUUUGGUAAUUUCCUGGAUCCAGCACCUAACCUGCAAACGGGCAUACUCUGGGUACGAGAUUGGGAUGUUGCGUGCCAGUAUAGGUAGCAAAAAGAAAACAAUUUGCAGGCUUGUGUGUAUGAAAACUAAGAACAGACUUCGAAGUUUCGAGCAAAGGCUCUCUCCUCCGCAUUGGCGUUUACAUACGAAAAUGUCAGGCAUUCGCGGGUAAUUAAUGAUACACGCGGGGAUCCAGGUGUACAGCCCGCAAGUUACCGCAAAGCCUGACAUUUUCCGGGUAUUGUUGACUAAAAUCGUUAGUUUUGUUUUGGUUUGUGGGAACACGAAGGCUUGCGAUUCGUAAGCUCGGAUGUUAAUAUAAUUCUUAAUUAAUAGCCACUAUGAAGAUCCGCGCUUACAGAUCGAGAGUUUUGCAAUAGUAAAUAUAUGUGCAUGGUGUUUCCACAAACCAAAAAAAAUGAUGAACAUAUAACGAUCGUUUGUCGUUUAGUAUGUAAAAACGCGUGUAUUAUUUAUUCAACAAUUCAGGGUAUUAUACAGAGGGACGAGCUAGUGUUCAAAUCGGCCAGAGAGAAAAAUAUACCAAUUUUUAUGGUCACAUCAGGAGGGUAUCAGGUAUUAUUUUACAUCUCAUGGAUACAGUAAGUCUUCUGGAUUGUCGUUAUAUGUUUCUAUUGGCCUGAUCACAGAAUAUUCGAUAAUCUCGGGGGAGGGACAAAAACUAUGUAACCAAAUUCUAAGAUUUUUACAUGAUAAAAGCCUUGGUCAAGGGCUAUCAGACAAAUUGUUAAUUUAGGACAAAUAGCAGCAGAAAUAUGAAGACCUCUGUUAGGGUACCCCCAAAAUGGCGAAAGCAAAAAGGCUAUCAGCAAAAAAAUGGCGAGGCUUGGACAAAUAGCACCUCUUCCAGGGAUCCCUUAAAUGGCUAGAUUUCGAAAGGUCGGUGCCAGUGGUAGGUAGCGAAGAUCACAAUACAACUGCGGAUUGAGAGAGAUCUACCUAAAAAAUAUUAGCAGAACUUCGACGUUCGAGCGAAGGCCACUGGCGAAGGCCCUCCGUCGGGAAGUUAGUAUCCAACAGACUAGAUUUCUAUAUGUACAUGUUUCGCAGAAACUUUUCGAUUGUUUUAAACGAUGGUAUGUUCCAAAAAUGCCGAAAUAUUGGGAGAGGCUCAGGAUGAAAAUUAAUAUUUGGCAUGUUUUUUUCUCCAGAAACGAACUGCAAAAGUGGUAGCAGAUUCAAUUUUGAAUCUCUACAACAAAGGCUUGAUUACAUCCAGUUGUCCUGAGCUUCGUAAGUAUAUACUGUAUAUUCUGUGCUUCUUGACGAAUUAGUGUGCGCAUGAGUAUGCAUAAGUGCUAUUAGCCUUUCUUACGCAACCUAGCAAGCCAAGCUCUCUACCGAAUUCCACUUCCCUACCAGCAAUAACUAGCACAGAAUACUAUACAGAAGUCCAUCUCCAAGUUCCGUAAACAGAAGCAGUCACCCCCUGGAAAUAUUCAAAAUGGCACACGUCCAGGGGGGUGACUGCUUCUGUUUACGGUACUUGUUGAGUGACGAAUCAUGACGAAUAGCGCUUACGCAAAAAACAAUGGAGAUGGACUUCUGUAUAGUAUUCUGUGCUGCCAGCGUGUUUGGGAGGGAAGCGGAAGUAUAGAGAGCCUGGCUUGCGAGGUUGUUUCUUAUACGCAAGUCUAUAUCCGCAUUUUUGGGGUACUGUCUCCCCCCACGUCAGAGAACGUAGACAAUUCUAAACAAUGUCAAAAGCGACUUUUCAAGGUUGUAACUGUACAUAUAACAUACACACAUGCAAGUUAUAAAAAGUCGCAUUUCGCAGAUAGGAUUCCGAAGUACCCCAAACAUUUAGAGAAAGGCUAAUUGGAGUUAAUAACUACCGGUAUUUUACUAAAAUUGAUAUAUUAACUGAUAUUGCAGAAUCUGGUCUUUAAAGUAAUAGAACUAUAUAUGGUGUUCAGGAUGCAAUGCUCUACAGUGUGUAUACCAAUUGGGUAUUAUAAUAGUAUACAGUAAGCGGACGUUGCAAGUGAUCAUGGGCUAAUGAAGUAAGGAUAACCUUUAUUUCAGUAUAUUUGACGUACACAAAAUUAGGAAGAAUUCAGUGACACAAUAUGUGAAGUCGGUAUAAAAUUUGGAAAGACUUGGUUUGAUUAGGUCUGGAAUAGUGUCUGGUUUCAAUCGGUAGAAUUUGGUGCGAACGGACUGGAAAUACUGUACGGCUAAACUGUCUUUAAUAGUUAACUGCUUGGAAAUUAUUGCAACUCAAAACAUGGCGAAAAAUCGCUCGCACCCUUUUGGUAGUGAGAACCACAUCAAUACAUGAUGCAAUGGACCAUUUGCAUUAUAGACUAAAUUUUGAUCUAGACAAAAAUUUCAUUGACAGCUUGAAAGAGCAUCACAAAAUUAGUAAUAUUCCAAAGUUUUGUUGCGAAAUGUUGUAGAAUGCGGAUAAUAUAGCCAUGCGAAAUUUUCCGUUUUUCAGUCAUUUUGUAUUACGCACGGGAAAUUGACAGCCCAAUCGGGUGUUGGGGCAUCAAUUUCCCGUUUGUAAUACAAAAUGACUGAAAAUUGCAAAUUUCGCAAGGCUAUAUUAUCCGCAUUCUACGACAUUUCGCAACGAAACUUUGGAAUAUUACUAAUUUUGUGAUGCUCUUUCAAGCUGUGAUGAAAUUUUUGUCUAGAUCAAAAUUUAGUCUAUAAUGCAAAUGGUCCAUUAACAGCCUCGUUUCCAUGCGCUUUGGUUUGCUACGUUGUCGCGUGACCCGCGCGUGGAAACUGUAGUCGGUUGCUGGUUAUAACAAUAGUGCACGGACCGCGCGAAGUUGUAAACCAUAGUGCCGGGUACGAGGAUGUGAAGUUACCCUUGGCUGAUUUCGCACAAGGGACAUUUUACUGGCAAAAACAAAAUGACAUAACAGCACUCAAAUGAUGAAUUCUUACUGAUGUGAUCAAAUCUUUAGAGAAGGGAGUACUACUGCCAUGCACUCCUCACAGACAAAGACGACUUCCAUUUUUGUUUUAGGCUAUUUUAAGUUCUGUAUGCAUUUAACCUAUAUAGUUUGUAAAUAUGAUCACAUACAUACUACAUUAUAUACCAAAUAGACUGCAGUCAAACGUGAUAUUGUCAAAUGUAAAACAUUAAUGAUAAUAAUAAUAAUAAUAAUAAUAAGGCGAAAAAAUUAAAAUUAAUAUUCAAUAAUAUCCUGAUACAUAAGAAAUCGUCAAAAUUUUACAAUUUUCUCAAGUGUUCAAAAUAUCAGCCUCGCACAUCUUGUUUAUAACAUUUCAAGUAUGAAAUACUCCACAGUGAAUAAGAGUGAAGUUCAUCUGCUACUUGUGUUGAAUUGCAUGAAGAAAUUAGCUGUCGGCGGAUUUGUAUAGACUUCAUUGUUGAGAUGUUGUUGGCUGAAAAUAAAUUCAUAAAAUUUAAUGUGUGCGUGCAUGUAUAUAUCAAUUACUUGUAUUAAUGCUAAAUACUUCCCACACUAAUUCUGCU